GCGAUCUCUGGCCGCUUUCCCAGAACAUCCAGCCAAGUACCCGCGGGAUCGCCCUGAUCCAGUCCAGAUCCAGCCCGAUCCAGGUGCGCCAGCAUCCCAGUCAACAGAAGCCGACACAGGCUACUCGUCACACCCGGCCGACAGUUCCGCAUCGCGCUGUGGAUGCUGUUGAUUCGCCGUGCUGAUGGCAUCGCUGUGCUCCAUGCUUGUCCCCCGCAGGAUGAGUCUGAUUUUUGCCAAGCUCGUGCCAAGGCCCAUCUGGGCAAGAGCCAUCCAAGCAAGCACACCGAUUCGCAUGCUCUCGACGUCUUCAGCUCGCUUUGAGGCAGCCAAGUCUGAUGCUGUGGGACAGCCGGUCGCUGCGACAGCCGAGACAGAAGCAGAAGACAGAGCCCAAGCCGAUGCACCAGCCAGCCGCGAUGGAGAAAUCGAGCGCCCCGCCGAGCCCACCUUUCAAACGCAUAAAGAGUUUGUUGAAUCUCUCGGCCCUAUCGAGGGCCCAUUCGCGGAGGCAAAGAAGUGGCUGAUUGAGAACCGAGGACUGUAUCAGUACACUCGCGGACCACCAGCGUUUGUUGGAGCGAACGUGCGCCAGGGCGGCAAGUCGCCCGUCCCGUUCCCGAUGAAUCCGCUGUUCAGACCCAAGCCGCCGGUUGCCGAGGCAACCAAACAGGAAAUCUACAAGCUCUUCCGAGCCGACCCGAAAAAGAACACACCACGAUCUCUGGGUGUCCAGUUCGGGCUUUCGAUCAUUCGAGUCGAGGCCAUCCUGAGACUGAAAGCUCUGGAGGCCAAAAUGAUCCAGGAAGGAAAGACCCCACAGACGAAUCUGACCGAGGGUAUGGAGUCUUACCUGGGCUCCCAGACCAUUGCCCGAUCAACGAACGCGAAUGCCCGUCGCCCUCGGCGCGAGCCCCUCCGAUUCAUGGCCUCGGACAACAGCCGGCCCUUCUUCCGCCUCGUUGAUGAAAUGGAGUCAUUUUCGCCAGAGGAAGCAGCCGUAAUCAUGGAAAAGGAUCCGUACUCCAAGAUGGUCGAUCGAGUCAAGCAGCACGAUGGCAAGAUCCUGCAGCUCGACCCGCCUGCUGAAAAGCCUGUUGAGACGAUCGCGUCCUCCAACCGAGUGCAAUCCAAAUUUGCAUUCAUGAUCUCGGAUUCAUCUGAUCCUCUGAAGCAACAACUCUUUAUUCGACAAAAGAACGGAGAACUUCGCCCCCUUACCAACGUCGAAAGGUUCCAGAAGCGCAACGAGAAGCCCAAGUAUGCUGUCAUCGGAUAGACGAGGCACUUUAGCUUUCCAGGAAAGAGCGGGCGCCUAGUUUCCAGAAAUCGCAUGUAUUUGAAUGCCGCCUCCUGACGGAGACUCAUCGACCCAUUACUACCAAUGAUGCUAUCAAUUGACGACAGGCUUCCAUUGAGAAGCGCAGUCCCGAAUACACUCUAUCGCUUGCUCGCGAUAGAAAUCCCACAAAUAGCGCCUAUAUGAUCAGAGCAAGCCCAGAUCCUGCUCGUGCACAGAAAUACGACGGGGCUCAUAUACGCUCUUUCACAGCCC
Molecule: messenger RNA, 1555 nt
Organism: Polychytrium aggregatum
Lineage: Eukaryota; Fungi; Chytridiomycota; Chytridiomycetes; Polychytriales
Product: eukaryotic mitochondrial regulator protein-domain-containing protein
Exons: 4
Coding region: 185-1279 (364 amino acids)
Biological process (GO): mitochondrial translation
Cellular component (GO): mitochondrial small ribosomal subunit
Molecular function (GO): structural constituent of ribosome
Source: RefSeq, a predicted model, not a curated record